This is a messenger RNA of Cavia porcellus (domestic guinea pig), 981 nucleotides long. RefSeq names its product ribonuclease H2 subunit C (gene Rnaseh2c). Gene Ontology annotation, cellular component: ribonuclease H2 complex. NCBI's taxonomy places the organism in Eukaryota, Metazoa, Chordata, Mammalia, Rodentia, Caviidae. The transcript is spliced from 4 exons. Gene Ontology annotation, biological process: RNA catabolic process. The record is from RefSeq and is a predicted model, not a curated record. The coding region runs from base 232 to 879 and encodes 215 amino acids.
GUGAGCCACCAUGCUUAACUCGUCUUAUUUUUUUAGUUUUUGUCUUUUUGAGACGGUCUCACUAUGCAGUUCAGGCUGGCCUUGAGCUCACUUUUUAGCCAAAGGUGGUCUCGAACUCGCAACAAAGCUCCUGCCUCAGCCUCCUGAAUGUUGAGAUUACCAGGCGUGCGCCACCAUGCCCUGUUGCUCCGCUAGUUUUAGUUUUACAAAGAAUAUCUAUCACUUUAAAAAAUGCUAAAUAAAAAAAGCUGGGCGUGCCUUGUGGAGCGCGAGCUCCCGGAAGAACUACGUUUCCCAGGAAGUUCUGUGCUGGCGCGCCCCUCCUCCCGACAGGCCCCGCGUUUCCGCGCCAGUUCGGCCGCAGCCCGCGAGUGCAAGGCAAUGGAGAGCAGCUGCGAGGUCGCCGUGGACAAGCAGCGUGUCCACGUGCGCCCCGCCACGCUCCACGAUGCCGCCCCAGCUGUGCUGCACCUUCUCCCCUGUGACGUGCUGGCCAACCGGCCCGCCCCCGUGGAGCGUUUCUUCACGCCCGCCAUCAGCCAGGGCACCGACGGACUCCAGGUGUCGUUUCGGGGGCGCAGCCUACGUGGCGAGGAGGUGUCUGUGCCGCCCGGCCUCGCGGGAUAUGUGAUGGUGCCAGAGAGGGAAGAGGGACAGAUAAAGAGGGAGGACUUCAGAGACUCCGAGAACAAUGGCGAGGAAGACGAGCAGGAACUGCUGGAGCGGAGCUUCGACCGGUUUAUCGGAGCCACCAGCAGCUUCAGCGGCUUCACAGUGUGGGGCCUGGAAACUGUCCCUGGCCCGGAUGCUAAAGUGCGGGGUGCCCUAGCUUGGCCUACCCUCGCCGAAGCGAUUCACGCACAGGUGCCUGAGAACUGAGGAGUUUGGAAUCGAAAGCCAUGGAUUCCUUCACAUCAGCAACCAGCUCUGCACUUUGGAGCCACUGAUUACAUCUGUCCAAUAAAUGAGCUUCUCAUGGUA